GAACCUUCUCUUAUUAUUGGUUUGGUUUCAGAUUCGCUCAGUCUCAACUCCCAAACCCGAAACCGACUCAGCCCGACCGAUCCCCUAGAUCUCAUGUAUAGUUUUUCCGUUGUUUUGCCCCGUUUCAGAAUCGAAGCCAAUUGGACUCUACUUUGUACUGCUUCUCCCGCCCUCAUCUCUCGUUGGGUUGAGGCCUUGUCAGUUCUCACUUCUCAGCAAUCCGCAAGAGGAAAGCGAAGAAGGCGGUGACCUAAAACAGGGCGUAGUUGCCAAUUUCCGGCGAAUCGUCUAUUAAUUCCGGCCAUUCGAGCAUCGGUAGCAGCAGAUAUAUGAGAUUCUGAUCGCCACGAGAACCAUGUCGGGGAAGUCAAUCGGGGGUGAAGCAUUCACCUCUAAUCUAGCUGGAAUGUCAAAGAAUCAGUUAUAUGACAUCAUGUGUCAGAUGAAGACUCUGAUUGAACAGAACCAGCAGCAAGCUAGACAGAUUCUUGUGGAGAAUCCUCUUCUCACCAGAGCCCUUUUCCAGGCACAAAUUAUGCUUGGAAUGGUGCAACCUCCGCAAGUGAUGCCAAACAUUCAGCAAGCACUUUCUCAGCAACCUCAGCAAACAGCACAACCAGGUCAGCCGCUAAACAUUCAAGCUGCUCAGUCAUUGCCUGUACCAGUUGGACAGCAGGACCAAUCAAGUGCAUCUCAGACUCAAAUUCAAUCAAGGAAACUGCAUCAAAACCAUCCUGCAAUGCCCAUCCCAUCUGGUUAUGUUCCACCAGUGACACUUCAGUCCCAGAGUAUGCCAUCACAUGCCCUACCAACUGUGCAGCAGACUAAGGGACAUCUGAAUGCGCCGGUGACCUCCGUGACACAUUCAGUAUCCUCUCAAAUGCAUAAUAUACAUUUGCCUAAUGUAUCCAGUCAGCAGCAACAAUCAUUACAGAUCAGUGGUGUUCCACUUAUGCCUAUGCAACCACCUUUGCCACAGCAACUUAGGCCACCUUCAAUGCCACCUUACCCACAUCAGCUUAAUUCACAUAUGGGAUCAAGUCUGGGUUUCCAGCAUUCUGGUGCACCCCAGUCACAUAUUUCACAAUCCACUUAUCAUUCAGGUGCUAAACCUCGACCUAGCAUUGGUCCUUCAUUUCCAUUGGGACAGCCACCAGGCCCACCACUUCUGAAUCAGCCACCACCCCAGUCACUUUAUCAGGCUGGAGGAUCACAGUUGGUAUCAGAUUUUGGUAAUCAAGCUGGAGGCUCCCUGCAAAUGGAAAGAGGGACAUCUUGGAUGACUAGUCCACCAGAAAAUGCAACAGGAGUACAGGUUGGAGGUCCACCUCCAUUACCCGGUCAGAUGGGCCCCAACAGUCAGCUUCCUCGUCCACCACAGUUGACACCCGACAUGGAGAAGGCACUGCUUCAACAGGUGAUGAGUCUCACACCAGAACAGAUUAAUUUGUUGCCACCUGAGCAGAGGCAUCAGGUAGUUCAGCUACAGCAGAUGCUACACUAAUGUUCGAGGCUGGUUGUUUUGAGAAGCAUAAGUAUUCGGCAAGCGUGAUCUUCUCUAGAUGAUAUUGAUAUAGAUAUUGAUAUUUGCCAAUUAUAAUCGUGGCAGAGAAUGUUCCUUUCUUGUUUCAUCUUCAGAUUGAGUUAUUAGACAGCUUCAUCGGAGAAUUAUCCGGAAGUUCUUUCUCAAUAUCGAGUAGUUGAAGCCAUCAAUAUCUUGCGCAAGAUGAACCAGAAUUGAUGCUGCUUUGUUAUGUUACUGUGGAUCUGCCACAAUAUUUUCCUGUGCAGUGAAUUCUGUCUUUGCUCAUUUCAACAUCCUUAAUACAGUUUUCUGGAAAAUCCUUGUAUGGUUCUUGGUAGUUAUGCUGUCUCUGUCUGUAGUUACUAUUUCAGCACUAAAGCCCCAGGUUUUGAAAGAAGGCAAUAGUAUCUUUCAGUGGCAUGCUAAGGAAACCUCCGUAGUGGCCAUCUCAUUGUGCCAUGUCUAUAGGUUUGCAAUUCUGAUUGCUGGGUUGAUGUGAUGUAGUCUGGAUUUGCGAUAUGUCAAAUUUCCAUAACACUAGCUCUCCAUGAAUUGCCAGUUCUGCCUAAUGUUCAGGAUUAGAUAUGUAAUGCAACUAUUUUUCUAGAAGUUGAAUUCUAAUUGUUUUACCAA
Molecule: messenger RNA, 2158 nt
Organism: Macadamia integrifolia
Lineage: Eukaryota; Viridiplantae; Streptophyta; Magnoliopsida; Proteales; Proteaceae
Product: cleavage stimulating factor 64-like
Exons: 8
Coding region: 356-1504 (382 amino acids)
Biological process (GO): mRNA 3'-end processing
Source: RefSeq, a predicted model, not a curated record